UUGGGCAUCUGGGAUAGGGAGUGAACUAGGCGGAGAGCAAGUCUGUUCACUUUAAGUCACGGUUCGAGCAAGAGUUGGUCGUGUUUUCUGGUACAAACUUAGGUAAUUCUUUUAUAAUCCAAAAUGUCUUCGAAAAAAUCGAAAAAGACCAAAAAGAAGGCUCAAAGAGCCGCCUCCAAUGUUUUCGCCAUGUUCGACCAACAGACCAUCCAAGAAUUCAAAGAAGCGUUCAACAUGAUCGAUGUUGGUCGUGAUGGUUUUAUCGACAAAGGCGACCUGAACGAAACCUUCAUUAACUUGGGGAAAAUGGCUACGGACGAGUAUUUAGAAGGCAUGAUCAGCGAAGCCCCUGGUCCAAUGAAUUUCACCGUGUUCUUAACGCUUUUCGGCGACAGACUUAACGGUACCGAUCCGGAAGAUGUCAUCCGCAACGCUUUUGGCUGCUUCGACGAAGCUGGCACAGGGAAAAUUGCCGAAUCUAAACUUAAGGAUAUGCUCAUGCAGGCAGGCGAUAGGUAGGUUACAAAUCUAACCUUUUUGUAUUUGUUUUAUUCUAAGCUACUUAGAUUUUAUUAUGAACUGUUACAAUUUCUUAAGUGUAAUAUAAUCACUUCGUCACAUAACUUCGUUUAGAAUGGUGUUUGAAUUUGCAGUUAGAGCGACCAGUAUUCUAGAGUUAACAUCAGACUUUUGAAAAACAGACUUUUCCGUGCAAUACGAGCCACAGACCUCUGACAUUUCAGACGAACUUGGUGUAUCCUACUAUAAUCAAUAAUUACUUCAUCACUUUAAGUCUGUGAAUUCGCCAGAAAGUUACAACGGGGCGAAAGUUUUUUAAAAACUCGAAUACUAGUUUGCAUGACUUGCCUUACUUAGUUUCAUAGUUAUUUUGAAAAAGCAUACAAAUUUUCGCGAGAAACGAACGAACAGAUUUAUAUCGUGAUUGUAUGAAUUGAUCAAGCCGUUUGUUAGUUUGUGUGAAACGCACAGCGGGAUAGUAGCAAUAAGUGUAUUUUUUUGCGCUAAUCAUACUUCUUAUCUGGCAGAAAGACGCGCGUUCUAACAAUCUGUUGUAAAAAUGCGGUUCUCUACACUGAUUUAGAAUAUUUUGCACAAGAUUUUUCGUUGUAUACUAUUUCCAUUUGGAAAAACAUGACAGAAAUAUCGCCAGAUUUGUUCAUUUUUAUAUCAUAGUCACUCUCAUGUGAACAUAAUUUCAAUAACAAAAUAUUGAUAAGGCGCCCUGUGGCGUUAAAUAUUCUGUAAUAUUUUCGAUUCAGCUAAGUUUAAUAUAACAUUGCAUUUUGAACUUAUACAGUAUAUAUUUUUAUAGUCUUCUAAUACGAUUUUUCAAUAAGUAUAUAUAGAUUUGUUUUACUAAGGGGUUUGCUAAACCUAAUCGUUCAACAGAUGGUUGUUAGUUGAUGGCAUACGUUCACAAUCAUUUAAUACGCUACAACAGUCUACACACAACCUUUACUGACCUAAAACUGUCGCAUGUAACCUGCUUGCAACUUGAGUUGCACUGUGUAAAUCAAGCAUGCAACUAACCUACAACAACGUACAGUAGACGAGUUGUGUGCUUGAUUUACACAGUACAACUCAAGUUGUUUAAAGCAGGUUGCAUGCGACAGUUUUAGGCAGAAGUCGCGUACUAGAUAGAAGUCGUGUAUUUGAUGAAAAAUAUAAAAGUAGAGAGACUUUGAUACUCCUGUGAAAAUGACUACCAUCUCCUACCCAAAACCAAUUACAAACUUGUUUCCAGAUGCAGGCAACAAAAAUCUCUUACAUUUGUUCAACUAUUGAAAUGUAUAGUUAUAGGAACAAGCCAAUGGGAACAAGCUGAUAAGCAAAUUAAACUACAUUAUUAUAGUAAUUAUACAGUCGCUGCACGCGUUUGUUGAUUGGUUUAAUAGCUUUCAGCUAAAUAUGGCAAUCACCAGCCUGCUUGCAGCCCGAAUUUCCGCUUCAAAUUUUCGGGUGGGGGAUGCUGAGCAGGCUAGGCAACACGCACCUAAACAUAAUUCAGUUAUCAGGUUGAAUGAGCCGGCGUUAUGUAAUUUUAUAGCAAGAUAAAACAACAUGAACGAACGGCGUUUUCGUGAAUGUUUUUUGUUGUUCAAAAAGCAGACCUUUUUUAUCACAACUUUAGUUUGUGAAUGAGAUUUCCAAUAUUUUUGUGCUGUAUUGUGACAUCCCUACAUCUCCUUAUUUUAUUUGAUUCAAAGUGUUCGGCUAAGUGAAGUUGAAGACUGGUCCAACUGCUAACCCUACAUUAUAUAAAGUCAGUCAAACUGUCAAAGUUCAGGGCUUUUAAUUUUUCACUUUCCUUCAGAUUUACGGAAGAAGAAGUUGACGAAAUGUUCAACAACGCUCCAAUGGACCGCCAAGGAAACUUGCUUUAUGCCGACUUCUGCAAGACUAUCAAAGGUUCUGCCAAAGAAGAAGACUAGACCAACUUUUAAUGAACUGACUUUUAUCCGAUAUGUAGACAUUAUUGUAUACUUUAUUGUUUAUUUUCAGUAGAAACAGUCUUGUAUAAAAUAUAACAAUGUUUUUUACCACUUAUAGUUACUAAUAAUGUACCAGUACUCGAAGUAGAAGGUCGAAUAUGUUGAUGUUUCACCGAAAUAGACA
Molecule: messenger RNA, 2637 nt
Organism: Paramuricea clavata
Lineage: Eukaryota; Metazoa; Cnidaria; Anthozoa; Malacalcyonacea; Plexauridae
Source: the annotation of a GenBank genome assembly